AAGGAGAAAGCCCGGAACUACGGAACGGCGCGAUAGAAAGCCCCUGCAUAAGAUUCGUGGUGAACGAGUGUUUGGAUUACUUUACUCUUGGUAAAGGUACAGCAAAACCAUGGAGUGGCUGUUUGGAAAGCGAAUGACGCCGGACGAGAUGAUGCGAAAGAACCAGCGGGCGCUGAACAAGGCGAUGCGCGACCUGGACCGGGAAAAGAUGAAAAUGGAGCAGCAAGAGAAGAAAAUCAUCGCCGACAUCAAGAAGCUGGCGAAGGAGAACCAGAUGGACGCGGUGAAGAUCAUGGCCAAGGAUUUGGUGCGAACGCGCCGCUACGUGCGCAAGUUUAUGCUGAUGAAGGCCAACAUUCAGGCGGUGUCGCCCAAGAUACAGACGCUCAAAUCGCAGAAUGCCAUGGGCGAAGCGAUGAAGGGCGUUACCAAGGCGAUGACCAACAUGAACCGCCAGCUCAACCUGCCACAGAUCCAGAAGAUACUGCACGAGUUUGAGAAGCAAUCGGAGAUCAUGGACAUGAAGGAGGAGAUGAUCAACGACGCCAUGGACGACGCGAUGGAGGAUGAGGGCGACGAGGAGGAAACGGACGCCAUCGUGUCGCAGGUGCUGGACGAGCUGGGUCUGCAGCUCAACGAUCAGCUGUCCGGGUUGCCACAGGCUUCCGGUUCGCUGACGGUGAGCGGUGCCAAAGUUCCUCAAGCAGCCGCCGUCGGGGCAGCGGGUGGGUCGGGUGGUGGGGCAGGAUCGCCUGCGUCGGACACCGACGCCGAUCUACAGGCCCGGUUGGACAAUCUGAGACGCGAAUAGCGAGCGCCCUAGGAUCGUCGCUGCAGACGGCCUUCUCAUCAUGCUGCCUCUCGUACGCCUCACCCCGGGAUGCACCCGUACGGUCGCCACGGCUCCGCUUUGUUUGAGUGCUUUUUUGUUUUCUUUUUUGCUAACUUUAUACUUAAGCCCCUCCGUACCCUGAUCGAUGCUGCUUGACGUGUUUCCGAAUGAAACCCGCGUUCUGUGCGUGAAUGUAAAUAUGGGAAUAAUAAAUCAUACGUUACGUACGAUUUUACACCGUA
Anopheles cruzii is the source of this 1074-nucleotide messenger RNA. RefSeq names its product charged multivesicular body protein 2a (gene Vps2). The record is from RefSeq and is a predicted model, not a curated record. Gene Ontology annotation, cellular component: multivesicular body; ESCRT III complex. Gene Ontology annotation, biological process: late endosome to vacuole transport; protein transport; endosome transport via multivesicular body sorting pathway. Lineage: Eukaryota; Metazoa; Arthropoda; Insecta; Diptera; Culicidae. The transcript is spliced from 2 exons. The coding region runs from base 110 to 811 and encodes 233 amino acids.